This is a messenger RNA of Pan troglodytes (chimpanzee), 363 nucleotides long. Its product is annotated as NADH dehydrogenase [ubiquinone] 1 beta subcomplex subunit 3-like. Gene Ontology annotation, biological process: electron transport chain; mitochondrial respiratory chain complex I assembly. The record is from RefSeq and is a predicted model, not a curated record. The transcript has a single exon. Gene Ontology annotation, cellular component: mitochondrion; respiratory chain complex I. NCBI's taxonomy places the organism in Eukaryota, Metazoa, Chordata, Mammalia, Primates, Hominidae. Bases 49 to 333 code for a protein of 94 amino acids.
CUCCGGUUGCAGAGUUGAGUGUCCUGAGAGGUCAGAUUGCCGUCAGACAUGGCUCAUGAACAUGGACGUAGUAAAAUGGAACUUCCAAAUUAUAAACAAUGGAAGAUAGAAGGGACACCAUUAGAAACUGUCAAGAAGAAGUUGGCUGCGCAAGGGCUAAGGGAUCCAUGGGGUCAAGGUGAAGCUUGGAGAUACAUGGGUGGCUUUGCAAAUAGUGGUUCCUUUAUUGGUGCAUUAUUAAAAGGAUUCAAGUGGGGAUUUGCUGCAUUUGUGGGAGCUGUAGGAGCUGAAUAUUAUCUGGAGUCCCUGAAUAAAGAUAAGAAGCAUCACUGAGGAUAAUACCUGGAAGUACCAUAGUGGUUU